AACAGAUUUCCACAUAAGUUAACAGAAAAUAUCGAUAUGAAGUUUUCAAUGAGAAAAAAAUUUGCAACGAAUUGUUUAAUCUGGCAUAUUGACCCAUAUAGCAACACGCACCUUGGAAACCAAGAAAACAAAAAAAAUUAGGUUAAAAAUUCACGAAACCGUUACUACGAAGUUCAAGGUGUUUCAAAGCAGACGAGAAAUAUGUUUCCGGAUCUUCCACAAAAGCCACCUCGAACUCUACGAUAUGUGGAAAAAGCAUUCGACCUGGUCAAAUCGAAAAAACAUGUUCGAGAUGUAGUGAUCCUCAACGAGUCGGGACAUCCGGUGAUGAGUACGAUGGACCGAGAGGAUGCUGUCCAAUUUUCGGGACCUUUUCAGGCUAUUCGAGGAAGACUGGAACGCGGUAUGAGUAAAAUAGAUCCCACGGACGAACUACUAAUGCUGAGAAUACGCACAAGAACCAACGAGGUGCUCCUGGUGCCAGACUCCAAGAUAACACUACUCGUAGUACAGAACGCGCAUGAUUACUUCGAAAAAUGAUUAAAUAUUUUAGAUUUCUCA
Molecule: messenger RNA, 561 nt
Organism: Drosophila melanogaster (fruit fly)
Lineage: Eukaryota; Metazoa; Arthropoda; Insecta; Diptera; Drosophilidae
Gene: robls54B
Product: roadblock similar 54B
Exons: 3
Coding region: 202-540 (112 amino acids)
Source: RefSeq, marked reviewed